This is a messenger RNA of Diplodia corticola, 7791 nucleotides long. RefSeq names its product protein scaf8-like isoform x1. The coding region runs from base 1 to 7791 and encodes 2596 amino acids. The record is from RefSeq and is a predicted model, not a curated record. The transcript is spliced from 6 exons. NCBI's taxonomy places the organism in Eukaryota, Fungi, Ascomycota, Dothideomycetes, Botryosphaeriales, Botryosphaeriaceae.
AUGGCCGAGCCUCCGCGGGCAAUGGUCCGCAUACCCAUGAGCCAAGUCUCGUUCUCGCCAUGGCGGAAUCCGGCCACAAGCGUGCAGCAAUAUUAUGGCCAUGGGGUGCAGCACCAUGCAUUGACCGGGCAAGCUCCAGACAGCUACCAGUGGGCUGAGGAAGACGACGACGACGACGAGGACUAUGACGAGGACGAUGACGAUUAUCCGAACGAAUAUGCAAGUAGCAGAAUCCGCGCCACGCCCGCCGCCGGCGACUCCAGCUCCUCGGGCCACUCCGCUGACCAUUGCUCUUGCAUCGCUCAACAGGAUGAAUACUACGAUCACGAAGGUAGGCCGCCCGCGGCGCCCGAGGCUCCCGAGCCCCCUGCACCAGCCAGCGGGCCGCCGCCCAUGGUCAUCGACGUUCCGCCACCUCCGCCGCCUCCGCCGGCAGUCCCUGGAGACGACGGCGGCGUGUUCAUCGUUCCUCCUCCUCCUCCUCCGCCUCCGCCUAUGCUUGGCGACGGCCUCAUCCCGCCUCCACCGCCACCCGUGCCCGUCCCUCCGCCGGGUGAUGAUGCAUCUGUAACGGUAGCUCCCACAUCCCCUACGCUCAGCGUCAAGAGCGUGCAUUUUCCAGAUGACUUACGAGAUCCAAAGACCGGUGGUGCCAUGCCGGUGAGGAGCAACAGGCACAGGUUGCUUCCGCCUGGAGUGCAGAUGAAGAUGGUGACUCCCCAGCCGCAGAAGAGGCUGCAUGAGGGUCCGACGAAGAAGGAGAAGCUGGAGUUGGACAGGAAAAAGCGAGAGGAGCAGGCUCAGAAGCGCAAAGAAAAGGAAGAGGCGCUGGCGCGAGAGAAGGCCAAGCAGAAGGAGGUGGCGAAUAGGAAAAAGGAGAGGGAGGCUGAGCUGAAGAAGAAGAAGGCCGAAGCUAUUGCCAAGAGGAGAGAAGAGGAGAAGAAGAGAUUAGAGGCGCGGGUCAAGAUGACCAAGAAAGGUAAGAAGGGUAAACAGGACGACCAAAAGGCUGAUGAUGCGCCGAAAGAAGAGGAUCCUGUUAUAGUAGUGGACGUCGGAGGUGAUGGCGAAGUCGACGAUGCAGACGUCGUCGUCGUUGAUGUGGGGGCCAGUCCCGACCCCCCUGCCGAUGCGGAGCCAACCAGCGCUGAGGCCCCAGCGCCACCAGAACCCGAGGCUCCAAGUGUCCCAGAGGAGCCGGAGAGUGGCUCGGUUGAUGCUGAGCCCGGCCAAAGUGAUGACGCUGCCCCCGCUGCUGACCCUGAGCCUCCAAAUCCACCUGAAGAUCCAGCUCCGGAUGGAGAAGCCGAGGCAGGACUUCCAGAGACUGCAGAGCCACCGGAGAAUUCUGAAGGUCAGGCCCCCGACGGGGAGCCAAGUGAUUCUGCACCAGAAGCAUCAGAUCCGCCGCCUCCAAAUGACGACCAGACGGGUGGUGAUGACAGCUCUACACCGCCGGCUGCCCCUGAGCCUUUAACCGAAUCCACACAAGCAGCUGCUGAGGGCGAAGGAAGUUCGGAGCAAGCAACUGAUGCCGAAGGUCCAACUGAAAAUGGAGAUAAUGGCGCCGAACCCGAACCCACAGCAGCGCCAGAACCUCCAGAGAAUCAAGAUUCGAGCGCCAACGACGACGCGAACGAGACUUCUCCAGCGGCACCCGAUGAUCCACCAGUGGCCGAAGGUGACGGCGAUCAGGGCGGAGCAGGUGCAGAAUCAGACCCUCCAGCUGGAGAUCCUAGUUCUGUAGAGCCGAAUGAAAAUGAGGCGUCAGAUAAUCCAGCAGAUACCGCUAAUUCGGAACCGCCCCCUGCCGGCCCCGAGCCGCCACAAACUGAAGAAAGUGCCGUACCCGCUGAUUCCACUGAAGAUCAAAAUACAGGAGACUCGGGUCCAGAUGACAAGCCAGUUGAGGUAGAGGAAACAUCCCCGCCGGCGGCCGAUUCGCCUACAGACUCGCCUGUUGAUGAGAGCAAUGCGGGCCAAGCCGAAGAGACCGCAGAUUCAAGCCCGCCGGCGGAAGUGAGUGAACCCGGUCCAUCAUCGGAGGACGACAGCGCACCAUCAGCCGCCCCCGAUCCGCCAGAAGAUGGAGGCAAACCAGAAACUGGGAAUGAUGACGACGGUUUCGAGCCAGUGGAACCUGAAGGAGCUGCCUCGGAUCAUGUUCCGGCUUCUUCUGAAGAGGCAGAGUCACCGCAGGAGGGUGAUGCACCGGACGGGGCCACCGAGGACAGUCCGAGCGCGAAGGAAGAGGCUGAGGGGUCUGGCGAGGCAGAAGCAGAUCCGGCAACCGCAAAUGCUGCAGAAAACGAAGGACCCGGUGAAGAAUCACCGGAGCCAAGCGGCGAUGCACCCACUGCGGAAGUCGAAAGUGGUGGUGAUGGUGCUGAUGGUGGAAACGAGGAAAACCAGCAAACGGAGUCUAGCAGUGACGCACCCCCUGAGACGUCAGACCCACUAGAGAGCACUGAGGAGCAUCCGGCCGCUACUGUCACCGCUGAUGAUACCAAGGGCGAUGACAGUAGUAGCGAGGAAAAGCAGGCCCCCCCUGAAGCGGACCCAAGUGACCCUGCGACUGACCCAAAGACGGAUUCCGAUGCCUCGAAGCCCGCUGAGACCACUGAGGAGGAGGCCGCACCAACGGAACCCGCCCCGAGUAAUGACCCUCAGCCCGAAUCUGCACAAGAAGGCGACUCGCAGCCUCCAGCGGCUCCAGACGGCGGCGACGUUGAGCCCGAGGCCACACCUGAGGGUGAAGCCGGCGAUGACGCUCAAGCAUCCUCCCCCGAUGCGCAGACUGGUGAGUCUGAAGGGGGCAGUGAAGCAGUCGAGUCUCCUGGUGAUCAGCCCGCUGACGCCGCCCCGGCGUCUGAGGAGCCGGGAAAUGGUGACGGGGAGGAUGAGCCGCAGAAUGAACCCACUCAGGAUGAAGCAGCUGAAGGUUCCGAAACGCAAGAAAAUUCUGGAUCUUGUGACGGCUCGAAUGGCGAGACAGAUCAGGCGGAUGGCAAGGGUGGCGAGGUACCACAGGAUCUACCGAAGUCGGAAUCUGCCGAAGAGCCUGGUCCAAGCCAGGAGACUUCGAAUCCGGAGGAUCCUGACAAGGAGGGUGAAGCACAGGGAAAUUCUGAGCAAGAGGCUGCUACACAGGAGACCACCGAGCCCGAGAAAGAAACUCCCGCUGAGGAGAGUCCGAAAGACGAGUCUCCGGAAGAUGAAGGGCCAAAGGAUCAGGGCUCGGAAGACGUCACGCCUGACCAACCUGUUGAAAGUUCAUCCGCAGGCGAUGGCGAUGCUCAGGAGCCUAAUACACCUGAUUCUGUGGGUGGCGAAAAGGAAACAAAGACAGAAGAUAUGGCCGAGUCGCCAGACCCACCAACAGAGCCCGAGAAAAUCGAGGAGGCUCCGGUGGAGGAAUACACGGACUCUGAUCGACGCAUCGCGGCAGAGGUGAUGGAUGACGAAAAGAAAGCGAAGGAAGCGAAAGAGCGCGAAGAAGCAGAAGCGGCCGAAGCAGCAGCAGCAGCGGCUAAAGCAUUGGAGGACGCGGCUGCGGAGGAGAAGCGAAAAGAAGAGGAGGCCGCGAAGCAGGCAGAUGAAUCUUCCCCACCUGAUUCUUCGGAGCAAGUGCCGAGCCCAGAUGAUGCCUCCGUGAAGCCAGAAGAGGACGAGAAAGGCGAGGAUGCGACGCCGCCGAGUGAUAGUCCUGCUGCCCCAGAGCAAAAUUCCACAGAUGAGGCUCAGCCUGGAGAAGGAAUUUCUGAUGAAACUCCGGCUAUAGCGCCAGAUGGCGAUCCUAAAGACGAUCCGGACAUGAAUGGUGGCUCUGUCGAAGCGCCAACUGAGGAACCAGAGCAGCUGGAAGGCCAAUCUGAGGAAAGCCAAGCAGCAGCCGAUCAACCUGAGCAAAUUCAGACAGAGGAGAGCAGCGCUGAGCCGAGCAAGGCAGAAGAAUCUCAGCUCGAAAAGGCCGAUUCAAAAGCUUCCAAAGAGCAAGAAUCAGACAGCGGAGCCGAGACUAAGGCUGAGCCCUCUGCUGAAGACAAAAAGGAUGGUGAAGGCGUCGAGGAUCCUCCAAAUGGCGAAGCCACGCAAGGUGAAAUUACGGAAAGCGGAGCUACUGACGGUUCGAGCUCGGCAGACCCAACGCCUACUGAUUCUGGAGAGCCUCUUGCGCCAAGCAAUGCAGAUAAUGUGGACCCGGCAUCUGAUAACGGGCCGCAAGAUCCACCUACUGAGGAAAGCAGUGGCGAUCCGCCCAGCGCUGAUGACAAGUCGUCUAACACACCAUCUGAGGAUGAAUCCAGCGAAAAUAACGAGAAGAACGCUGAAGGCAAAGACUCACUGCCCGCCCCUGCGGAACCCAGCGGAGCUUCAGAAGAUGACGGAAAGCCUGCUGAAAGCAGCGAGCCGGCAUCAGAGACCACCCCAGAGGCCGAAGUCGACGGUCCUGAUCCGUCUGAAGAUGCCCAGAAGGACGCAGAGAGCAGCGAAGCGCCAGCGGAAGGUGAGACCGCACCAGACCCCGAGACAAGCGCAACAACCGAGGAGCCCAGCAAUCCGCCCGAUCCCGAAGGCUCAACCGAGAGCGCCCCGGCCGCCCAAGGCAGCGGUGACGGCGGCGAUGACAACAACGCAGAAGCUCAGCCGGCUGAAGUCACGCCCGAAGAUGGACAGGCUGCCGAGCAACCCGCUGAGGUCCCCGCUGAUGCCCCCGCUGAGGCCCCCGCUGAGGAAUCGACCGACGUCCCAGCUGAUUCCAGCAUCGAGCCGACGCAGGACACCACCGCGGAUUCGAGCGCUGCCCCACCGACGGAAGACACGCAGCCCACCGAAGCAGCAUCGGAACCGCAGCAAGCAGUUCUCGAAGUCAGCAAGGAGGAGGAGGAGGAGGAGGAGCCCGUGCGUCGCGAGGAGGCGGCCGCGGACGCGGACGCGGAUGCUGCGGAGGGCCUGGAAGAGAAGGCCAAUGACGAUUCUGUGCCGACGGGUGGUGAGGAACAGCCGCCGCUGCCGCCGCCUCCGAGCGAGGCCCCUGUUCAGGAGGAGUGUCCGACCGGUGGUGAAGGUGCCCCGGCUGCUGCUGUCGAAGAGACCCCGACUGCUGCUGCUGCUGCUGCUGCUGCUGCUGCUGAGGAGGAGGUCCCCCCGGCUACUGGUGAAGAAGCCUCUGCCGCUACUGGUGAAGAAGCCUCUGCCGCUACUGGUGAAGAAGCCUCUGCCGCUACUGGUGAAGAAGCCUCUGCCGCUACUGAAGAGGCCCCGGCCGCUGUCGAGGAAACUCCAGACGCUGCCAAAGAAGCCCCUGCUGCAGUCGAAGAGACUUCAGCCGUGGCCGAAGAGACGCAGGCUGUUGACGAGGCUACAGCAGCUGCUGAAGAGGCCCCAGAAGCCGUUGACAAGACUCCAUCUGCUGCUGAAGAGGCACCUGCUGCCGUUGAAGAGGCCCCCGCGGCUGUCGAGGAGACUCCGGCUUCUGGCGAGGAAAACCCAGCUGUUUUAGACGAAGCCCCGGCUGCUACCGAGGAGGUGCCCGCUGCUGUUGAGGAGGCCCCGGCUGCUACUGAGGAGGGGCCUGCUGCUGUUGAAGAGGCCCCGGCUCCUGCUGAGGAGGUGCCCGCUGCUCUCGAAGAGGCCCCUAUUACUGAUGAAGAAGCUCGGACUGCUUCCGAGGAGCCGUCGGCCCCCGUUGAAGAGUCUCAGGAACCGCAGGAGGCACCGGCAAUUGAAGAAGAACCCAAGUCCGUUGUCGAGGAACAAGAGCCUUCAGAAGAGCCUGAAUCGGUGGCCGAGGAGUUCCCUGCUAUGGAAGCUCCCGGGACAAUAAUCGAGGCAUCUACAGCUGAAGUGGAUGCUGUCCCGGCGCUUGAGGCUUCGAGCCACAGGCGUCGCAGCUCCAUUUCGUCUCCCAACGCUUAUGUGCGCUCAAGACGGAUGAGUGAUGCCAGCGAGGGCAUAGGAUCUAGUGGAAAGGGCUCAUCUAGCCAAGGUAAAGAGAAGCGCAGUUCUCACAUUCAGGGCGAGGUCCGUGAACACAGGAGCAGGGAGCACAAGUUGAAGCGGUCAUCCGCUACUGUCUCUGACCGGGACAAGGAGAGGAGGGAUCGUAGAGCGUCCGCCCUCGUCGAUGAUACCGGCGAGGAUACUGAGGCGAGGCGGGAAAGGCGUCGGAAAGAACGGCGCAGACGCGAACGCGAAAAGGAGAAGGAGCGUGAGGCGCAGGAGGAAGAAGAGCGUAGAAAGCGACACGAAGAGCACAAGGCUGCGCGAAAGGCCGAGGAAGAACGUCAAAAGCAGAAGGAUGAGGAGCGAAGAAAGAGACGGCGCGCAGAGAAGGAGGCAGAGAUUGCCCGUUUGGCGGUGGAAGAAGCGAAGAAGUUGGAAGAAGCAGAGGAUGAAGCCCGCCGCCAACGUCGUAAGGAACGUCGACACAAGGAACGGCGACAGUCUACCAUGGAAAGAGAUGACCUGCCUGCUGAGGCUUUACCGUCGCCAACUAUUGAGGCCAAGGAACUCCGCGGAGAGCUCCCACCGCCUGCUCCGCGCCGCCGCAACACUGAAGUCCACACUCGUGCCACCAGCCCUAAACGCCCCAGUACGGGAAUCAUGGGUCUUUUCAGCCGCUCCAACACGACGCCCGACAAAUCCGGGGACAAGGAUCGCCUCGUCCGACCCCGCGACAAAGGCAAAGGACGCGAGCGCGAGUCCGCCCACCGCUCUUCCCGCCGCACUCACGAGCAGCGGACGCCCAGCGAGGAAGAGCGGCAUCGCCGCCGCAAAGCCGAACGCCGCCGCGCGGGAGAGUACCCGCCCACGCCUCCGCCCAUAAGCGAGGAAGACCGCGGCCGAUCGGAUGACUUUUCGAUUUCAAACGAGACGGGGACGGCCACGCCUCCCCCGUCGCAAGAGCCCAUCCCCGACUCCUUGCCCUCUCCCGUCGACGAGUUGCCGGAGCGCAAGCUCGACGAGAGCAUGUUCGAAUGGAUCCAGGCCGCGGAGGGGGCCGGCGGUGGUGGUGGAGACGUCAGCGUCGACGAGAGCAGGGCGGAGAGCAGCAACGCCGGCGUCAUCGGCGGCGGCGGCGGUGGUGGUGGUGGAGAAGGAGGAGGAGGAGGAGGAGGAGGAGGAGGAGGAGGAGGAGAAGGCGCAAACAGCAACAGUGGCGGGUCGAGCGAGCGGAGGAAGAGACAUUCUUCGCGUCGGCAUUCGCACGCGGCUCAUUCUUCGCCUCAUCACCACCGCAGCAGCAGGCGAGAAAGCAGGCUGCAAGACUCGGCACCCGGCAGCUUUGAGGAUCUACCACCGCCGCCGGCGCCGCCGACGUCGUCUAGGGCGGCAGCGGAGAGGACGGAUAGCGAUAGGACUCGGCGACAUCAUGGCGAGCGGGAGCGGGAGCGAGAGCGGGAACAUCGGAGCGGCAGGACGAGAGAGGAGAAGGAUAGGGAUAGGCAUAGAGAUCGGGAGCGUGAGCGUGAGCGUGAGCGUGAGAGAAGGGCUACGGAUGACGGCGAGAGACGCAGAAGGAGAGAAAGCGCGGCUAUGGAUCCUGCUGCCGCCGCGGCUUCCAGGGAGCGCAGGCGGGACGAUCGAGACAGGGGCGGUGCCGAGCCGCGGGAACGGAGCGAGCGGCAUCGGCAACAUGGAAGCGGUAGCGGCGGCGGCGGCGGUAAGUCGUCUAGGGACAAGGACAAGGACAAGGAUAGGUCGUCGAAGGAUGGUUCGAGUAAAGGGGGUGGUGGCAGUGGUGGUGGUGGGUUGUUUGGGUCGUUGAGGAAGUUGGUGAAGACUUGA